Messenger RNA from Adineta ricciae, 468 nucleotides. The record is from the annotation of a GenBank genome assembly. Lineage: Eukaryota; Metazoa; Rotifera; Eurotatoria; Adinetida; Adinetidae.
AUGCAACCAAUGGGCAAAACAUGUGACAAAAUCGACCCAUCGUGCGACACACCUUCGAACGAUCACACCCAAGUAUGCGAUGACAAAAAUAGUGUUUGCUAUUCAUGGUUUCAUCGUGGCAUUGAAACAAAUGUUCAGCGUGGCUGUAUGUCGACGAUCUCGGCUGAAUACAAACUAAUUCAAGAAAAGAUCAGUCAUCGAAACGGGGGUUGCAUCAAACGUAUGCGCACAUUCGAUUGCUUUAUGUUUUGUUCCCAAGAUCAAACAAAUUUGCCGAAACAUGCUCCUCGUAACGCGAAUUAUAUUCCAGCUGGAAUGAAAAGAUUGAAUUUCACGAUUUUAGAAGAUAGUCAUCUGAUUCGUUCUAUCAUGUUAGACAAUGCGCGAGCAGUAAAUCAGUAUGCAAAAGAGAUAUUAAAGCGAGGCAUCUAUGUCAUCGAUUUCAGUUAUCCUCUUGUAUCUGAAUAA